This is a messenger RNA of Spirodela intermedia, 3422 nucleotides long. Lineage: Eukaryota; Viridiplantae; Streptophyta; Magnoliopsida; Alismatales; Araceae. The record is from the annotation of a GenBank genome assembly.
AUGGAGCAAGGCAUACCGGCGGUCGAUCCCAUCAGGAAUCGCCUGACGAUGCAGAAUGAGGUAUUCUGCUUCCGCAUCUGGAGACUCUUAUCCCACUCAUGAGGUUUCCGAGAUCGAGUCUUGCGCAUCCAAAUCGGUCCCCGCUAAUUUUUAUAUUUUUUUUGGGAAAUUAUGAAGAUCUUGAAGAGGGUGGAGGGGCUAGCGCAGAGGAUGCAGAGACGGGCGGAGGAGGUGACAAGGGAGGUCCGUGAUCUGGAAGACCGGGCCGGGGCCGCUGAACGGGAUCUGAGCGGCGCAAUCGGAGCUUUCCGCCGGCUUUCCGAUACUCAUUUCGUAGAAAAUGCAAGUAAUCCACCCUCCAUCCGUAACCCGAACACUGUUUCUAUUUAUCAUUUGAUUAGGCUCACCUAUUGCUAUCCAAUUCCGAGCGAAUUGGCAAUGAGUGGAGCAGUCUCGUCUUCUUAAUCGCGAUUUUAGCUUUUUCAGUGACCAAUUCGUGACAUUUUUCACUCUCUUUUAUGAUUGUAUGAAGACGAGAGAGGUUCUAUGAAAGGAUGUUUUGAACAGAACUUUCUCUAAACCCAGAGAGCCGAUGGUGAAGUUUCUUGGACUUUUCAUAUCCAAAGAUAUACAUCUUGAGUUGCUGGAUUAGGGAGCGACCGGGAAACGAAGUUUUAAUUUUCUUCUGCCCUCUUUUGCCGGUUAUAGAGUUCAUAUGUAAGGAUGUACGAAAGACUACUAAUCAUGAUGAUGUGGUAUUGAGAUUUAAUAACAAGCUGCAAAGGAGAUGAUUCAGUUACCCCGUUAUUAACCUUGAGACGGUGGCACAAGGGGAGGAUAACUGUCUCCAAAUUUCGCUCAGUAGAACUAGAGGCAUGGUAAUUUCCAACAAAAACAUGGUUUGUUAUUAAUUGAUGUGAGAGAGCUACCGGGAUGGCCCCAAAAUUAUUGUGCCUAGUACGUGAUGUGCAUCUCUGCCACAUCAAGCUUCAAAUUGGCUUAUUUAAUUUUUUAAAAUUUUCUGUUCGAAUCAGAAACAGUUAAUUCAAUUUUUAUUCAUGGGUUGUUUUGAGGAUCUUAUCGUUGAAUGUGUGUAAUCAACUUCACAAUGUUUGGGGAAAAAAGCUUUAUUUUGCGUACAUUUUGGAAAUGAUUAUAAUAUCUUGCUGAUUAUGUCAAUUUUUUAAUUAAUGCGAAGCUAAAUUUUCCAACUUUGUGGAUGUGCGGAUUCCAUUUAUGUAUACCCAAAUGGAAAAGUGAUGUGGGGUUGGCUAUUGUUCAUAAUACACCAAUAAAAGUUGGAUUUGGAGCCACAAAAGUUGUAGAUUUAUCUGUGAAACUUAAAUCGUAGAGAUUUACGUAAUUAAAGUGACCAUGUCAAGUCUGCUGCCAAUUUCAAGAGUACGGGAAUGGUUACCCAUAGAUAGCUUUAAUGAGAUGUUGCUUGGGGUCAUGAAAUUACCUAUCACAUGCAGCAUGGAGUGGGUUCACAAGUAUGAUAAAUUUUAGAAGAGUAUGAUAAAAUUGACUGAGAAUCAUCCUGCCUUGUGUACCCCCUAGCUAGAGGUUGGGAAGCUCAAUCCUCAUAAGAUGACUUGUUGAUACAUCGCCCAUCUAUGGACUGUUGGUUAUGCAGCAAUCGUGCUGUGUCCAGUAUGGGCUACAACAUCAGUCACAGCUCAAGCAGGCUACUGGGUAGCAGUUUCAGCAACAUUUGCAGGGAGGAUCCUCUUCCAGUUUGAGAAGAUUUAGUACACAGCAGUUUAAGUAGGUUGAUAUGAGUCAAAAUUUGGUUGUCUUCAGCCUUCUUCUCUUGUCUGUCUUUUUUUAUCAUUACUAAAUUCACUACUGAAUGUGUCUGUUUUACUUCUUGCUGAUUGUUUCUCAGUGAUUGUGUUUCUGUUUUCUCAUUGCAGUUUCAGUCAAAGAAUUUAUCUUCGUUGGGACCUUUAUUCGUUUGGUAAUUAGAUAUUCCGUUUACUUUCUUGAUUCAGGUUUCUCAUUUAUAUGAACACAGAUAAAACCAGAAGAAAAAGAGAAUUCAUGUCCAAGGGAUUUUUCUAAAACUUCAGUUGGCGGGAGCAUUCCUGCUCAGAGCUAUGAAAUGGACAUAUUACCACGGUACAAGGAGGCACUGUCGCUUGGAUUGUGUUCCUUCAAUGAUCAUAGGAGAAAAGAUAAAAGAUUUACUGCAAGGUCUACUUUCAAUGUAAUUGUUUUUCCUUGCUUCUAGUAAUCUUCUUAUCCAAUUGCAAUCUAUAGUUGUAGCUUCUUCAAUAACUAUUAUGAUUUUCAGGGAAAUUUUCUUUGAACAGCCCCAGGGAAAUUUCUGGAAGCUGCCUUGGUUUUCUGUUGUAGUGUUCUAUCUUGCAGAAGAAAUAAGCAUCGAAAUUCUCUACCGCUUAUAGAAGGGAAAUAGAAUUUAAAAUCUUUCUCAACUUUCUGUUGUAGUAUUCUCUCUUGCAGAAGAAAUAAGCGUUGGAAUUGUCUACUGCUCAUAGAAGGAAAAUGGACUUCAAAUCUUUCUCAUUUUUCGGUCCUUUACUAAAUUUAUUAUAGCAUUGAUCUCAGCAAUGUACUUGAAAACAGUUGGGAUAUAAGCUUGCUACCUCAAUCGCCCUGUUCUCUCUUUAUUAAGCUAAAAAAUUCAAUCUUAAAAACAGGAAUUUUGCUUCUUCUUAUUAUAUAUGUAUAUGAUUUUUAGGCUUCUUUGUCAUUGUUUUCGUCUGGAUCAUGGAUCCUUAUCCAAGGCAACUCCACCUGAACGGAGAACAGAAUAACUUAAUUGCGGCUCAUUAAGAUAAAGCCUUACAUUGGGCAGUGCCAUCAGCAUGCUUAUUUUAUAGAAAAGAAGAAACAUUGCGGUAUAUCUUGCCAUCUCUUGCAUUAAUGGCUGCUUAAAGAAUCAAUUUUAUGUUGUUCAAUGUUGCAUUUAGAGUCAUUUCCGGACCGUAGCACUGUGUUACUCAAAAAAAUAAUUUUGUAGUAUCCAUUUCUUUAAGUUUAUUUGAUAGAUGUAAACAUACAGUACAUUAACAAAAGAGGAUUUGUAUAAUAUUCCUUAAAGCCGCCCCCCACUAUGUCAGUACUGCUCGACAUUGACAUUGGCAUCGUCACCUUCUAAUGUAUCUGAUCUAAUUUUUUAUUUAAUUUUAAUUCUUCAAGCAAUUGUUUUCCCGGUGCUUUCGUGUUUGCAGCCCUGGUCAAUUCGUGGUCCUCUCCCGCAUAUCAUUGGCUCUGAAGAAUUCCUUCAUGACAACAGCUGUGGUUUAAUAGGUACUGCUCAGACUCGUGAGUGAUGUUAGAAAAUUUGUAACUUUUCAUUAUAAUUUCUUCUUUUGAUAGAUUUUUAAUAAUCGUUCUUUAAUCUACGAGGUGUUUCUCUUUAGUGCAGAAGAUCUGGCUUUUGGGCCGUCACUUGA